ACGCGGAGUUGUGUCCUCACCGAGGGCUGAGGGGAGGAGUGCAGCUGCCCUGUGCUGCCCGGACUAGGUUCUGCUUUCAGCGUGAGCCCUUGCACUUCUCUUCUGCUUGAACUGCCCCGCAGCCGUUCUCUAUGGAGACCGAGUCCCCGCUGUGACAGAUACAGUGUUAGAACGGUAUCAGCUAUGCCUGUUCAAUUGCUAAAGAUCAGUAAAGGAAAACUUGAGACUCAGCUUCCAAGCCACUUGCAGAGGGAGGAGUUAAAACAUUUGCAAAUAGGACUUGACCAUACCAACAAAUAUUUCCAGGGAAUAGUUAUUCUUUCCUACCCACUAACAAAACUUGGAGAUGGUACAGACUUUUUCAAGAUUGUUCUUCAAGAUGACACAUGUUCAAGGAUUAACAGCCUCAAUGUUCUAAUAUAUGGAAAAAUGGCAGAGGAUUGUGCAAAACUUAUACGUAAUGGGGACACCUUUGUGGUUUCUGGAUUUAAGGUGACAGAAUCUCCUACAGCAAGAGAAGAUGGUAGACAUGCUUGUCACCUGCAGGUGUCUGAAGAAGCUGGAUCAGCCAUUUAUAUUUGUACACAACCAAGCAUAACUCCUUUUUCAGAAACUACAUCUGCAUCUGUUGCACCAAAAUACGUGUAUACUCCUUUGAACUGCUUGAAAGAUGGGACUGUAGUGAAUUUGUACGGCAUUGUGAAAUUCUUCAAGCCUCCUUAUAUAAGCAAAGGAACAGAUUAUUGCUCAGUCGUAACACUGGUGGACCAAUCGAACGUGAAGUUAACAUGCACUCUUUUCAAUGGAAAUCUAGAUUCUCUACCAAAAAUUUACAAAAAUGGAGAUAUUGUUAGGUUUCAUAGAGUAAAGAUCAGGGAAUACAAUGGACAAAUGCAAGGAAUUACCAGUGCAGGAUUUGCAUCCUUGACAUUUGAUGGAACUGUAGGAGCGCCAGUAGUUCCUCGAGCUUCUAGCAAAGUGUAUACCUUCAUAGAUGAAGAACAGAAAACAGUAGAAGAAUUACGUAUUUGGGCAGCCAGUAAUCUUUCUGUCUCUGGACCAGAAGCAAAAUUGUCUGAUGUUAAGCCAAUGAUGUUCUUCGAUCUCACUUGUCAGCUGGUAGGGAAGGCAAAAGUGGAUGGAUCAUCUUUUCUUCUAAAGGUAUGGGAUGGCACAAAAUGCCCCUACCCAACAUGGAAGGUUCCUGUGGAAGCAAAAGAACUGGAGGGAGACAAAGUUCUUCUUUAUCAUCUGCGAAAUCUAACAGUGGAUGUUUUAGUCUAUGACAACCAUGUACAACUGGCAAAAUCACUCAAGAUCGGAAGUUUUCUGAGAAUUUACAGUAUUCAUACAAAACAGGCAAGUGCUAAAAAUGAAGAUAUAUCAUCGCAUAUAGAAUUUCAUCUUCAUGGUGGCACUUGCUAUGGUCGAGGAAUAGGAAUCUUACCAGAAAAUAACCCAGAUGUUGAGGAACUGAAAACGUUCUUAGAAUGUGUGGAACUGAUAGACAGUCAGAAUAUGGAAAGCGUGUCUUCGUUGGAAUUAGGUGACACUUUUGACAUUGAAACAGAUCUUGAAUCGCCGUUACAGAGAUGUCAGCAAUUAUCUGCUACAGUAUUGACAGAUCAUCAGGAUAUGAGUAACACGGUACUGAAAACUGUUCUGAACAGCAGAGCUCCUCAACAGUAUCGAAUUAAAGCAAAGCUGAGAUCUUUUAAACCCCAGAAGCUUUAUCAGUCUGUUAAACUUCAUUGUUCCAAAUGCAAUACUUUGCAAGAAGUUCCAAAUGGAGAUGCCUUCGACUUAAUUUUGCAAGGCUGUGAAGCUACUGCCCCAAACCCAGAAUUACAGAGUAUGUCCUGGUAUGAGUCUGUAAUGUGGACUACACAAGACGAGAGCAGAAGGAAAGUAACUAUUCAUUUUGUAAAGCAUUAUGAAAUGCUUCAACGUCCUGAAAAUACCUUGCUUAUGAUAGAAGGUGGAACCUUAAAAGAAAUCUGGAAGCUUACAAGAAGAUUUAAAUGUGUUAUUCCUGUGAAAUCCAAGGAAGAUGAUCUUGAAUUAUUAGAUCUUUCAGCUCCUUUUCUUUUACAAGGAAACAUAAAAUAUUAUGGAUGUAAGAAGUGUUCAACUCCAAAGAGUAUCAAGAAUCUAAGUUCCCUAGCAGAAAAACGAGAACCAUCGUGGGAACCAACUGAAAUAGCACAAGUUUUAGGUAUUGAACCACUCCAGUAUGUUUUCGUUAUGAAGUUCACACUAGUUGAUGGAACAGGAGCACUAAAUGCAUAUCUUUUUGAUUAUGAAAAGUUUUUCCAAAUUCCUGCCUCUGAAAUCUUAACUAAUAGUUUUCUUCAGCAAAAGAUGGAGAUGACCAUGAAUACACUUUCUCCUCCAGGAAGAAAAUUAGAUGACUUGCCAUGGCUGGAAUGCUUCAUCAAGUCCUAUAACAUUGCAGAUGGAAUGAAACAUCAAGUUUAUUACCAGAUUUUUGACACUACAGUUGCUGAAGAUGUUGUAUAGAAAUGUGUUACUAACAGGAAGUAACCCAUCUUGUGAUCUCACUGCAACUGGAAGAGGCUAAGCUUCACUGGAGGCUGCUCAGCUCAGGCUGAUGGAAGAAAUCUAAUACCCAGCUAUUCUGAAAGGCAGCGAUGAGGUUAUAAACUGAUGAUUUUACUCAGAAAGUACAAUCAGAAUUAUGCUGCUUUGUUCAUUUCUGUAUUAAAAUAAAUGAUGUUGGUAAAGAUUGAGAAAAGAAGCUCUACAGAAAACUUUGAGACUAUUUUCUGCAAGUAUUUUGAUGGAGUUACAAAUCUGAUCGUGUGAUGUUUAUCACUAAAAUUGAAGUCAGGUCACGAAAGUAAGAGUUUAAAAUUAUAAAAUGAAUAUUGAAAUUCGGUAAACUAGAAAGAUUUUUAAAGUGACCCAGUUGGGGACCAGAGUUUAUUGCCUGGGUUUGUGUUUUCAAAGGCUCUCAUAUCUAGGUUAAAUUUACUGUCAGAUUAAACUGCCAAGAUCUGUCUUUUCUAUCUUACAUAAUCAGAUUGUUUGACUAAAUUUAGAGAUACCGAACUAAUCUAGUGAUAUUAUGGCUUGAAAGUACUGCUGGAGAAAUUACUUGAUGGUUUUAUUUUGCAUUCAGAAGUACGUAGGAGAAAUUCAGGACAAGUUUCUCCACUAAUGAGAAAUCCCUGUCAAAUCAAGUGCUUCCCAUCUGAGAAAAAUCUCAAAAUAUUUACAACUGUUUUUUAAAGGAGAUCAGAAGCAAGAUACAAUACUUGUCAGCAGAUAAUUAUUUUAAUAAAAACACUUUCUUUUUUAAUUUUUUUUCAGAGCUUGUUAGUAAUUAUGCAGUUUGUCAAUUUAAAAUUUCACCAAACGUCUUCUGAUAAUUUUCGGAUACUCUGAAAGAUUGUAGUGAAUUUCUGUGCCAUAACCCCAGAGAACAUGCACUUUAUUGAUCAGUGUGUAAGGGGAACUACUGCUGAAGGUGAUUAGUGCAUAUUUCCUUUAAAGGAAAAUCUGAAAUUCAGAAUGGAGCCGGCGGUUUACUGAAGAGCAAUACUGGUUCGUGAAGCAGUGCCUGGACCUGUGAAUAACUGCAUAAGAAAAAAUAUUGUGUUACUAAAUGUGCAUUAUUAAACCUGAGGCACUGGCAGGAUCCAAAUGACUCCAGAAGUUGAGAUUUAAACUGAAGACAAUCUUUUGUAACUUUUCUUGUAUAUAAUGCAUGAAAAUAUUGGAAGGAGAUAUUUUUGUUACUUUAUUUUAUUUUUGUUACCAACUGACAGCAGUAAUUGACAGCGUAUGUUUUUUAUAAUGAAGUCUUUUCAUUGCGUCUGAUGUCUGAGAUCCCUGCCAGAAAACUGACACUUCUGUGCUGGUGAAUAUUGUAACUAUUAAAACAUUUAAUAAAAUCUUUUUCAAAUA
Molecule: messenger RNA, 3930 nt
Organism: Centrocercus urophasianus (Greater sage-grouse)
Lineage: Eukaryota; Metazoa; Chordata; Aves; Galliformes; Phasianidae
Gene: POT1
Product: protection of telomeres 1
Exons: 21
Coding region: 184-2520 (778 amino acids)
Biological process (GO): regulation of telomere maintenance via telomerase; telomere capping
Cellular component (GO): chromosome, telomeric region; nuclear telomere cap complex
Molecular function (GO): telomerase inhibitor activity; G-rich strand telomeric DNA binding
Source: RefSeq, a predicted model, not a curated record